Microthlaspi erraticum is the source of this 642-nucleotide messenger RNA. The record is from the annotation of a GenBank genome assembly. NCBI's taxonomy places the organism in Eukaryota, Viridiplantae, Streptophyta, Magnoliopsida, Brassicales, Brassicaceae.
AUGAACGGAGUCGCUAGAGGUCGUGCCACGAGAGGGCGAGGUGCCCGAGGACGUGGUGGCAGAGUUAGAGGUUGUGGAGGCGGGGGUAGAGGUCGUGGACUUCCGGUGGAUUCGGCAGAGAGUGCAGCGCCGAGUGUGGCGACUGCGUCGGUGACCCAGUCGGUAUCUGUGGCAAGUGAGGCCAGUGUGGAUGCCAGUGUUGGUUUGGGAGAGGGGGCGAAAGCUGCAGAGGUUGUUCAGCCGCAGGCUGCGGAUUUGGUUGUUCCGCCCUAUCUAGAGAUGAUGGUGCUGAUGCAAAGGAUCGGUACACCAGUCUUUGAGGGCGGAGUUGGUCCAGAGGAGGGAGACGCGUGGCGUCAGAGGCUGGAACGGAAUUUCCAGACGAUUUGUUGUCCUUUGGAGUAUCAGGUUGAGCUGGCGGUUCAUCAUCUGAAUGGUGACACGCAUCUGUGGUGGCGGUCUAUUGUAGGCCGGAGGGCGGUUUGGACUUGGGGCGAGUUCCUUGCGGAAUUCAACGCCAAGUAUUUUCCUAGAGAGGCGCGGGAUCGUCUUCAAAUGCGGUUUUUGUCGAUAUCGCAGGGUAAGCGUUCGGUACACGAGUAUGAUGCCGAGUUCACUAGGCUAUUGGUGCCUGUCGGCUGA